AUGAACACGAGCACGCUCCACCCGCCCAAUCUCCGCUCCUUUGGCGACGGUGUCAUCCGUGAUGUUAUCCUGCGCGACCGACACUACCGGCGCAAGCGUCCUCCCCAGGACCAAAUCAAAACCGAGCCGGCGCUCAACAAAACGCAGAAGACACGCGCUGCUCUCUCAACUGAUGAACUGGACGAGAAGUUCGUAGCUGAGCUUGAGCUGCGACGCAAGCGCAAGCGCAUGCACCAAGCGCGGUACAAGCAGAAACAUCGCGAACUUCUGGCAGACUUGGAGAAGACCAUCGAGACGCUCAAGACGGAGGUCCAAGAGCUCGAACUGCAGUACCGCCUCGUGUCCUACAGUGUCCCGACCAACUCGACGAUCUGGGGCGUCGCGGCUGAGUACUUCCGGCUCUUCCGGCACGGCGUCAAGGCCCCCAUCACGGCCCUGCCACGCAGCAGCCAGUACCAAGUCCAGUGCGACUUUAUCCAGGCUACGAUGGCGCUGGACGUGACGGACGGCACGGUCUUCGGAGUCAAGGCAGUGAUGAAGAACCUGCUGCUCCAGUCACGCUGCUACCAGGAGAUCGACACGUACCCCAUGCGCUUGGAGAAAGGACCCGGGGAAUCGUUGGUCGCCACGACUCGGUGCGUUCUCAAGAUUACCGAUAACACUCUACGGUACGGGUUUCCUCACCUGGUCGGGGAGUUGGCGCCUCUGGCUGGCAAGUUGCUCGGCAAACGGAUUACUUUGCAAGGAUCCGUGCGCUUCUUGCGGGAUAAUGCCAAAGGCCGAGUGACGCAGCUCCACUGGAGGGUGGACAUGCUGUCGGCCCUUCUGACGCUACUAGGCAAUCUGGAGGAUGUAGAACGUGUGUUUGAUGGUGCUCGCGUCACCCCUGAAGGCAUGCACAGCGUCUACUACAAAUUGUAG
Phytophthora sojae is the source of this 921-nucleotide messenger RNA. RefSeq lists its product as hypothetical. NCBI's taxonomy places the organism in Eukaryota, Oomycota, Peronosporomycetes, Peronosporales, Peronosporaceae. The record is from RefSeq and is a predicted model, not a curated record. The transcript has 4 exons. Bases 1 to 921 code for a protein of 306 amino acids.